Molecule: messenger RNA, 3158 nt
Organism: Jaculus jaculus (lesser Egyptian jerboa)
Lineage: Eukaryota; Metazoa; Chordata; Mammalia; Rodentia; Dipodidae
Gene: Usp5
Product: ubiquitin specific peptidase 5
Exons: 20
Coding region: 58-2634 (858 amino acids)
Biological process (GO): protein deubiquitination
Molecular function (GO): protein binding; cysteine-type deubiquitinase activity; zinc ion binding
Source: RefSeq, a predicted model, not a curated record
GGUGGGGGACUGGGGACGGUGGGAGCUGCUGUGUGAGGAAGAGCUGCUGCCGGUGUCAUGGCGGAGCUGAGUGAGGAGGCGCUGCUAUCAGUGUUACCGACCAUUCGGGUCCCCAAGUCAGGAGACCGGGUCCACAAAGACGAGUGCGCCUUCUCCUUCGACACGCCGGAAUCUGAGGGCGGCCUCUACAUCUGCAUGAACACAUUCCUGGGCUUUGGGAAACAGUAUGUGGAGAGACAUUUCAACAAGACAGGCCAGCGUGUUUACCUGCACCUCCGGCGGACUCGGCGCCUGAAAGAAGAGGACCCCAGUGCAGGCACUGGAGACCCACCACGUAAGAAACCCACACGGCUGGCAAUUGGUGUUGAAGGCGGGUUUGACCUCACUGAGGAGAAGUUUGAAUAUGACGAGGAUGUGAAGAUUGUCAUUUUGCCGGAUUACUUGGAGAUCGCCAGGGAUGGGUUGGGGGGCCUUCCUGACAUUGUCAGAGAUCGGGUGACCAGUGCUGUGGAGGCCCUGCUCUCAGCUGACUCCGCCUCCCGCAAGCAGGAGGUGCAGGCCUGGGAUGGGGAAGUCCGGCAGGUGUCUAAGCAUGCCUUCAAUCUCAAGCAACUGGACAACCCUGCUCGGAUCCCUCCCUGCGGCUGGAAGUGCUCCAAGUGCGACAUGAGAGAAAACCUGUGGCUGAACCUGACAGACGGCUCCAUCCUCUGUGGCCGACGUUACUUUGAUGGCAGUGGGGGCAACAGCCAUGCUGUGGAGCAUUACAGGGAGACUGGCUACCCCUUAGCGGUUAAGCUGGGCACCAUCACACCUGAUGGAGCUGAUGUGUACUCCUAUGAUGAGGACGACAUGGUCCUAGACCCCAGCCUGGCCGAACACUUGUCUCAUUUUGGCAUUGACAUGCUGAAGAUGCAGAAGACGGACAAGACCAUGACUGAGCUGGAGAUAGACAUGAACCAGCGGAUUGGUGAAUGGGAGCUGAUCCAGGAGUCAGGUGUGCCACUUAAGCCCCUAUUUGGGCCUGGCUACACAGGCAUCCGGAACCUGGGUAACAGCUGCUACCUCAACUCCGUGGUCCAGGUGCUCUUUAGCAUCCCUGACUUCCAGAGGAAGUAUGUGGAUAAACUGGAGAAGAUCUUCCAGAAUGCCCCGACAGACCCUACCCAGGACUUCAGCACCCAGGUGGCCAAGCUGGGCCAUGGCCUUCUUUCUGGGGAGUAUUCCAAGCCACUACCAGAUACAGGUGAUGGGGAGCAGGUGCCAGAACAAAAGGAAGUUCAAGAUGGCAUUGCCCCUCGGAUGUUCAAGGCCCUCAUUGGCAAGGGCCACCCUGAGUUCUCCACCAAUCGGCAGCAGGAUGCCCAGGAGUUCUUCCUUCACCUUAUCAACAUGGUGGAGAGGAAUUGCCGGAGCUCUGAAAAUCCAAAUGAAGUCUUCCGCUUCUUGGUGGAGGAAAAGAUCAAGUGCCUGGCCACGGAGAAGGUGAAGUACACUCAGCGAGUGGACUAUAUCAUGCAGCUGCCUGUGCCCACGGACGCGGCCCUUAACCAAGAGGAGCUUCUGGAGUACGAAGAAAAAAAGCGGCAAGCCGAGGAGGAGAAGGCGCCCCUGCCAGCACUGGUUCGGGCCCAGGUGCCCUUCAGCUCCUGCUUGGAGGCCUACGGGGCCCCUGAGCAGGUGGAUGACUUCUGGAGCACAGCCUUGCAGGCGAAGUCAGUAGCUGUCAAGACCACGCGGUUUGCCUCCUUCCCUGACUACCUGGUUAUCCAGAUCAAGAAGUUCACCUUCGGCUUAGACUGGGUGCCCAAGAAGCUGGAUGUGUCCAUUGAGAUGCCAGAGGAGCUAGACAUCUCCCAGUUGAGGGGUACAGGGUUGCAGCCAGGAGAGGAGGAGCUGCCUGACAUUGCCCCACCCCUGGUCACUCCGGAUGAGCCCAAAGGUAGCCUUGGUUUCUAUGGCAACGAAGACGAAGACUCCUUCUGCUCCCCUCACUUCUCCUCUCCGACAUCACCCAUGUUGGAUGAGUCAGUCAUCAUACAGUUGGUGGAAAUGGGCUUUCCUAUGGACGCCUGCCGCAAAGCUGUCUAUUACACGGGCAACAGCGGAGCUGAGGCUGCUAUGAACUGGGUCAUGUCGCACAUGGACGAUCCAGAUUUUGCAAAUCCCCUCAUCCUGCCUGGCUCCAGUGGACCUGGGUCCACAAGUGCCGCGGCUGACCCUCCACCAGAGGACUGUGUGACCACCAUUGUUUCAAUGGGCUUCUCGAGGGACCAGGCCCUGAAAGCUCUACGGGCCACGAACAAUAGUUUAGAACGGGCUGUUGACUGGAUCUUCAGUCACAUUGACGACCUAGAUGCAGAAGCUGCCAUGGACAUCUCAGAGGGACGCUCAGCUGCUGACUCCAUUUCUGAGUCUGUACCAGUGGGACCCAAAGUCCGGGAUGGUCCUGGAAAAUAUCAGCUCUUUGCCUUCAUCAGUCACAUGGGCACCUCUACCAUGUGUGGUCACUACGUCUGCCAUAUCAAGAAGGAAGGCAGAUGGGUGAUCUACAAUGACCAGAAGGUAUGUGCCUCUGAGAAGCCCCCCAAGGACCUGGGCUACAUCUACAUCUACCAGAGAGUGGCCAGUUAAGAGUCUGCCCUCACCCUUUGCCUUUGAAGGCAGGGCAGCCCGGCUGGCUUGAGGGACAGGGGCUAAGGGACGGAUUUCAGCCCCUGCUCGGUACCCUUCUGUUUUGUCCCCAGCUGCUGGGAAGAGCGGGACACCAUAGAACAAUGGGCCAAGAGGAGGGGCAUUCAGUAGACUUUGGGGCUAGGGCAGGGACACGACAGGAGGGGAGGGUUAGUUGUCCACUAGGAGACCUUGUUGCUUCCCCUGCAGUGCUCUGCUUCUCUGUGUAACCGAGCCGGCCCCUGGAGCGGGAGGAGCGGCGGGGAGGGCCCUACUCCCUGGGUGGGGGUGUGGCUUGUGCGUCCUCUCCCAGGGGAGGGGCCUCGGCUUCCCUCCCCUGAUGUGUGUGCUCCUUUGUGGUUUGGCAAGGAGGGGUAUGAGGGAAAUGGGGACCCCCUUGCCCUUCUGCCUCAGUCUCCCAUCCUUCUCCGUCCUCUGGAAAAAAUGCCAAAAUACACGAUGUGAAUAAAAGUACAAUGGCUAAA